AUGGAGCCCGAAGUUCGCUUCCUCCUUCACUGCGUAACCGUCGCACGCGUCGUGCCCACGCUCUGUACCCUCUUCAUCUACCUUCGCCGGCGCGAACGCACCUGCCUCAAGCCCCUCUGGCUCUUCAUCGGCUUCCUCUGGGGCACCGGCUUCCUGUGGUACGCCCACGCCGCCUUCGUCCUCGAGGACCUGCGCCUCGCCGGCCGCAUCCUGCUCGGCUUCGGCGCCGCUUUCGACGGCGUCUUCUUCCUCCGUGAGGACCUCGAGCGCCUCUGGGCCAAGAUCGACCGCGACGACGAGGACCUCCUGCUCCUGUCCUCCCCGCUCGUCCCCCCACCACCACCGCCGACGCCGACGCGACGGCCGUGGACGCGACGGCCUCGCUGGCCUCGCUCGACGUUCGGCCGCUACGGCCCGCCGCCGCCGCGGUACAGCGAGUUCCCGGAGAUGGGGGAGACCGUCGUCGAGCUUGGCACCAUCGACCCGGCCGUGCUGCGGCCCCAGCGAGACCAAGCGGAUGCCCCGAGUGUCAGCAGUUCGAGACGCUAA
Molecule: messenger RNA, 549 nt
Organism: Cordyceps fumosorosea ARSEF 2679
Lineage: Eukaryota; Fungi; Ascomycota; Sordariomycetes; Hypocreales; Cordycipitaceae
Exons: 2
Coding region: 1-549 (182 amino acids)
Source: RefSeq, a predicted model, not a curated record